This is a messenger RNA of Xenopus laevis (African clawed frog), 4835 nucleotides long. RefSeq names its product ankyrin repeat and SOCS box protein 10 (gene asb10.L). Bases 938 to 2314 code for a protein of 458 amino acids. The record is from RefSeq and is a predicted model, not a curated record. The transcript is spliced from 5 exons. NCBI's taxonomy places the organism in Eukaryota, Metazoa, Chordata, Amphibia, Anura, Pipidae.
ACACAGGGUUAGGGGAGUUAUUGAUGAACAGACACCCCAGAUCUACUCACAGCACCCCAGAUCUUCUCAAAGCACCCCAGAUCUUCUCACAGCACCCCAGAUCUUCUCACAACACCCCAGAUCUACUCACAGCACCCCAGAUCUUCUCACAGCACCCCAGAUCUACUCACAGCACCCCAGAUCUACUCACAGCACCCCAGAUCUUCUCACAGCACCCCAGAUCUACUCACAGCACCCCAGAUCUACUCACAGCACCCCAGAUCUUCUCACAGCACCCCAGAUCUUCUCACAGCACCCCAGAUCUACUCACAGCACCCCAGAUCUUCUCACAGCACCCCAGAUCUACUCACAGCACCCCAGAUCUACUCACAGCACCCCAGAUCUACUCACAGCACCCCAGAUCUUCUCACAACACCCAGAUCUUCUCACAGCACCCCAGAUCUACUCACAGCACCCCAGAUCUACUCAGUGCACCCCAGAUCUUCUCACAACACCCAGAUCUACUCACAGCACCCCAGAUCUUCUCACAACACCCCAGAUCUUCUCACAGCACCGCAGAUCUUCUCACAGCACCCCAGAUCUUCUCACAGCACCGCAGAUCUUCUCACAGCACCCCAGAUCUACUCAGUGCACCCCAGAUCUUCUCACAGCACCCCAGAUCUACUCAGAGCACCCCAGAUCUUCUCACAGCACCCCAGAUCUUUUCACAGCACCCCAGAUCUACUCAGAGCACCCCAGAUCUUCUCACAACACCCAGAUCUACUCACAGCACCCCAGAUCUUCUCACAGCACCCCAGAUCUACUCAGUGCACCCCAGAUCUUCUCACAACACCCAGAUCUACUCACAGCACCUCAGAUCUUCUCACAGCACCCCAGAUCUACUCACAGCACCCCAGAUCUACUCAGUGCACCCCAGAUCUUCUCACAGCACCCCACAAUGUCAUCUCUCAGUUUCCCCUUCUCGGCCUCAGCCCUGCGCUCAUUUCAGUUAGAGGCACAAGAGCAGGAGAGGUGGGAGAUCCGCAAGAGACUGAGUCGGAGGGGACACAGAGCCCAACCAGAAGUGAUCACCCCCAAACCCCAGCCCCGCCCCCCAAUGCUCUGCACAGACCCCGUCUUUCACACUGCUCUGUUCAGCGGAGACCGCAGUGCUCUGCAACAUCAUGUGACUGCCCAGGGUUCCGCCAACCUGAUCCUUCCCACGCGGAGCCACGAACUGCGCUGGGACAGCCAACAAACUGGAAUCUGGUCACUAACAUAUGAGGAGGAAUUUACUUGUCCUUUAUUUGUCACUGCAAGCCGUGGCUAUGCUGAGUGCCUCCAGCUACUCCUGCGACAGGGAGCAAAUGUGGAUUUUGCCCCUGGGGGGGAGACUGCACUGCAUGGCGCAUGUGAGAACGCACACACCGAAUGCGCCAAGAUACUGCUCAGCUACGGAGCCAACCCCAACGUGGGGUCCCAAGAUGGCGCCCACCCACUGCACUGCUGCAAAUCUCCUGAAUCCUACCAAUGUGCCAAGUUACUCCUGCAGUACGGGGCCUAUGUGAACAGUCAGACGGAGGAUGAGGAGGAGACCCCCCUGCACGUGGCGGCACAGCUGGGAUUGGUGGAACAUGUGGAUCUGUAUCUUCGCUAUGGCGCCAGUGUCAACAAACGGGACAACAAGGGAGAGACCCCCCUGUGUGCUGCGUGUAGUGCCCCCCAAACUUGUGACAUGCUGGAGAGUCACUACCUGGUGUGCGAGCGACUGAUCCAAGCUGGGGCCAAUAUUCACGCCCGUGACCAUGAGCAGCAGAACCCCCUGCACCUGGCGUGUAAGUCUGCCAACCCCCGCGUGGUGGAGCUGCUGCUGGCGCAGGGGGCCGAGGUUAAUGCCAUGAGUUACAGUGGUAACACCGCCAUGCAGAACAUACUACAGGUCUCCUCCUACAGACUCCCCAACCAACCGGAGCUCAUUGUGCGGGCGCUGCUCAACCACGGGGCCAUACGGGUCUGGCCAGGGGCACUGAUCAAGGUCCUGCGAUACUGUUGCUCCUCCCCCCGUACAGUCGAAGUCCUUAUGAACUGCUACACCCGAGUGCCCGUUAAUGACGAGUGGAGCAAUGCCGUGCCCCAAGAACUACUGCAGAAACACCCGGAGUUCUUCCAGUCAGUGUUUUCUCUGCAUGAGGGUCCCCGAUCCCUGCAGCACCUCUGCCGCUGUUGUCUACGUUCCCAUCUGGAGGGUAAACUCCACCAGGUUCUGCCCAAACUCCCCCUGCCCCCUAAGCUGCUCCGCUUUCUACAGCUCGAGUUUGAGGAUGUCGUGUACUGAACUGGGACUAUUCCUUGUUCCAUCCAAAACUGAACCAGAACCUACAGGAACACCCCUUUGUGCAGCAUAUCAACCCAAUACAUGAUAUACACACCAGUCUGAAGGCCAGUUAGGGGGAGAUUUGGGAUGAGUGCUUAUUUGUACCCUGGGUACCCCUGGAACUAUAGCAGGGUGACACCCCAAUGUUUCUAUAUAUCUGUAACCUUGUUAUGAGCUAAGGGGGCCCAGUCUGAAGGUCAGUUAGGGGGAGAUUUGGGGUGAGUGCUUAUUUGUACACUGGGUACCCCUGGAACUGUAGCAGGGUGACUGUUACCCCAUCGUUACCCCAAUUGCUAAAUCAGCUUCACAGAGGGAAAAGUCCUUCCCUGGAUCAAAUCAGCACUCUGACUCCCCCCACCCCCCAUUGGGUAGGUAGGAUCAUUGUGUGAUACUGGUGUUAAAGGGGUGAGUUAGGGUGCAAAUUGAUUUAUUUUGUGUUCAUCAGACAAGAAAAAUAAAAAAUGACGUAGAAAAUCUGGGCACAGUUUGCCUUCAAUUGAACAUUUACUACAAUGUAGAGGCUGCCAUUCACAGUCACUGGAAUAGAAAGCGGUUGCUUUCACGUAUCACUUACCCUAGCAACCAGGCAGUGGCUUGAAAUAUAGAGUGGGUGGAGUAAGUGCUACACAGAAGAGCGCAUGGUUAUCUGCCUGGUUGGUGCCUGAGAGCAUUUACAUUCCAGCUCAGAGGUAGAGGGGACACCACAAGGUCACAUACAGUAGGUGCUUUAGGUGAGGACAAAGGUGCAAAUACCCAUCAGACACUGAGUAUUCAUGUGAUCAGAGCAACCAAAGUGGAAGGGAAUGCCAGUGUGAUUGGCAUCUCUUAUUGAAGUGGCACAGGGGUCCCCCAGGGCAUCGCAGCCUAAAGAAUUCUUCUUGCAGAACCCUGAGUGGAUGCUCCUUAUCCUGGCAAAGAGGUGCCCUCCUUCUGUAACAGGAGGCUUCAGGGACGUAUUGUAAAGUGGCAAAGAAGAGGCCACAGCAUGGUGAUAGGCCGGACUCUGAACAUCAGGAGAAGGUGUAAGUGCAAAGUGAGCCCCGCUGGGCACUUUGAGGAGGUUCAUGAGUUUAGUGGCUCUGAUGAGGAUCUGCUCACUCUCCUCCCAACACACGGGGAGAUCAUGGCUGAACUCUGCACACGGGACCUCAUUUUGGAAAGGUACAGAGCUACUUUUGGGAUCAAGUCCUGGCUACGGGAAGCCAGUUUGGUUAGGGUUGUCAUGAGUGUGGUGAUUACACGUGGUGAAGACUUGGGGACACCCAACAAGUCCCACAUUUGUGUGAUCUCAAACAGCAGAGUCUCCAGAACAUCAAAGAACAAGUUAAACUGCUCCACGGUGCACCUCCUGUCAUUGGAAAUAGACAUGUAUUCACCAACAGCCCACACCCCAUGGGUGAAUAGGGGCUCCUUGCUCUGGAUGUUCCUCAUGGUAUCCACAAAGUCCAACAGUUGAUGAGAAAGCUCCACUACAAGGGCAGGUGACACAAGUGGGGAAGCUGAGAGCUCAUGAAUUUGUGCACCUUGUCUUAUAUACAUUAUAGUUCUGUGAUUGAAAGAGGAGCCCACUGCGCUCGAGCAACACUACAACCAGCAUUGUCUUUAUUGGGCUACUGGACCCUAAGCACUUGCACUUUACAUAUUUGAUUGAGGGUUUAUUUGGUGAUAAUUGGAGAGUGGUGAUUCCUCAUUUAUAGGUCAUUUAUAGGAAAUUCUAUGUAUUAAAUGGGCACUUCUUUCUCCUCUUACUGAGAAUUAGUUCCAUUGAUCUAUUCAGGUAGGUGUAAGUUUAAACUGAGAAAAGUAUGAUGUUGUGAUAUAGGCCUUAUGGUAACAUUGUGUCCAGAUCUUACUUUCACACCUGAGUUUCAGCCAACUCCUACCUGAAUAGUUCAAUGGAACCAUUGUGAUUGGAUAUUGGUGACUGUUUCCUUAAAGGCUUGGUGGAACAAAUCAACCUACAUGAAAUAUGUAGAGGAUAAGAUUAUCCCUAGAGGUCUUAGAAUUAGACUAUUUCCCACCAAUCAACCAGGCUUUAAACAAAAGUCUCUCCAGAUGCUCCAUAGAGUUAAUAUGUAUUCUUUAUGAAUAGGAGGGCACAGUAGUGAAUAAUUUCACAGAGAAGGUAAAAAUGAAAGAAGUUCAAUUACAAGAAUACAAAGAUUGUUUGGAAUAUACCUCAUUUCUCUCUAAAAUGGAUGAACAGUUAGAUACAUUAGAACAAGAAACAACUGCAAAGAAAAGACAUUAAUUCAUUAGAGAUCUAUGUGAUUUCCCAACCAGGGAAUAUUUAUAAAUGGGAGAAAAAAAAGUGAUAGACCUUUCAAUAUUCAACCUAAAUCUGAUAAUGAGUCAACGGGUACUGACGUGUCUGAACGUUAGAUCCUCCUGAUUAAAGAUCUGUUCGGGUGUAUAUAGAUCAAAAGGAUUAUCCCAUUGUGUUAUUUGUGAAAUGGGAUUAAAUUUGCUCAAGUUCAACUCA